Molecule: messenger RNA, 1863 nt
Organism: Plasmodium cynomolgi strain B
Lineage: Eukaryota; Apicomplexa; Aconoidasida; Haemosporida; Plasmodiidae
Exons: 3
Source: RefSeq, a predicted model, not a curated record
ACAGCCUCCACCACGUGCUGGAGUUUAUUCACCACAUUGGCCUUAACAACGUCUCGGUACGUCAACGAGGGUACCACUCAUGGGGGUUCACUAAACUUAAGCGUGUCUACAACGCACUGCUGAUUCAGAUUACGAAUAAAAUGAUACUUAGCAAGCGAGACGUCAUGGAGGUGCUCAGAAUAAAUGACAAGUAUCUGCACUUCGAUGAGUGCCUCUUUGAGUACAUCGAUGGGACUAUAGCGAGCACCUUCGACACAUAUGAUGAGCAUGAGGUAGCGUACCUAUGUAGACAUUUGAAUAAAAUUUUAUUUUUCUUCGCUUUACAAAGUCAUGGGAUAAAGUAUGACCUGAAUGUGCACCGCUUGGUGAAGAGGUACGUAUGCAAAAGUUUGGUCUUUUCUCCUGAGCUGGGACAGCAGAGGUUGGAGGGGCAACUUGGAGUAUCUUCUCCCCAUGGGGAUGACGCAGUACCUGGUUGCUCGGAGGCCCCGCGCCGUUUACUUCUACACACGUUCAAAGAGCGAAUCAGGAAGAGCUCGCUCGUGAAGACACUCAACAAAGAGCUAAGCAAAAGCGCACACGAAUACAAAUACUACAACCUAGUGGAGUUACUCGAGUUCUACUCCCUUUUCGAAAUAAAAAAAAAGGAAAUGAUCAAAAGACUCAUAAACGAGGUCGACAAGUAUAUCAAUAUCAUGAGGUAUGCCUACCAUGCAAAGGCAUUGAUUUUAUUCAGUUUGAAUAGGAAACAGCUAGAUGAAGAAAAUAAAAAAAGCAUAAGACGCUUAAUCAGGAGAACAUCCCAAAUGCUCCACUUUUAUUGGCCUGUAGAGUUCAUCCUAGAGACAAUAAUUGCUUGUGCUUCUUUUAUGGACAAUAGUAACAAAACCAUUCGUAACUUAUUUUUAUACCUGAAGGGGAAUAUUAAAAAAUGUGUCCAUCCGGUACUGCUAGUCAACCUCCUAAAAUCGCUAGCUUCUACACAGAUUAGUGAAUGGACUGUAUGCAACCAAAUUUUGAACUACGUAAAGGAGAAGAAGGACACCAUCCACGAGGUUUAUGUGGUUCAGAUAUUGAAAUAUUUGUCUGUGUUAAAAUAUCCUAAUGAUGAGUUAUUUGUUUCCUUUUUAAUUUCAGAUGGGGAGGGGGGGUUGUCACGCGUGCAGGAAAGCCACGUGGUGACUCUCUUUCAAUUUUUCUCGGAACAUCUAAUUAAUUGCCCCUCCUUAGGAGAGUCCCUCACAAGGGAGACAUAUGCCUAUCUUCAUCAGGUUGCAAAAAACACUAUAAUGAAGCUCCCCGAGGAGUAUCUGAUUCACUGUGCAUUCUCUGUCUUGACAUACUACUUCGUGGAUAUUAUUUUAAACAAAAACAGGAAGAAUGUGGAUCUGUUGGAAAAAAUGAUGUUUAUUUUUGGACACAAAAUAAGGGCAGGAUUGAAUAUCCUAACGGAGGAGAAUGAAGAAAAAAAGGCCUCCUUUGAACUGCUGCACGUGAUAUCCGCAGUGCUAAAAAUGAUUUAUGAAAAAAUGGAGAGGAGGUUACCUGACGAGCUGUUCACUCUGUGCACACAUGUAGAGAAGCAUUUAACUGCAGUGGGGGGGGAGACAGGCAGAGGGGGGAGAGGUCAAAAAAUGGAAUCUGGAGAGGCGCAAAUGGGGGAACAGCGGACCGGCCAAACGGGGGAACAGAGGGACGACCCCACUACCACUAGAGAGUACCGAACAGAGGAGGCCGUCUACCAAAAUGAAAACGUGCGCACAUGCUUGAAGCCGUAUGAAGCGAUUCGGGAGUGGUUCCUGAACAACCAUAACUACGACGUGUCUUACGUGUCGGUGGCCGAUUGGGAGAGCAAAUAUAUGU